AAAAGUGAUUCGAAUACUCGACACGUUCUGCAAAGCGUCGCGCCUGCUAGUGAAAAGUGAUUUAAAGUCACUUCCAAAAAACAGCACGCAAGAAGUGCAAAAUCGAGUAAACGGUAAAAGUACUAGUGACACAUCUUUAUGCACGAGAACCAUUUUGAAGUGCUCGCACCUGUAGACUGUGAUAUCUCAACGAGCAGCGUCGAACCACAUGGAAAGAAAAAGGACACCGCAAACUAAGAACGAUGGAGUCGCUUUCAACAACAGGAAAAAAAUUCAACCAUGAGUAUAAUCACCGACAAUGAAUGAAAAUCAAGUGUACCCCAAGUUGGAUUAUCGACUAAUAUGGACAGAAAAGACAAAACAAACAGUGACACCAAGCAACAUCCAAGUACUGACAGGCCUAAAAUCAGUUAUCAUCAACCAGCAAAAAAGUGUAAAAUAAACGUAUUUGCAGAUAGUCAAAGACAGAACAUAGCAGCUGAAAUUCAGUUUGGAAGCAGUCACAAAAUAAUUAGCACAGUGAAACCAGAUGCAAAAUUUCAGGCAGUGACUUCCAUGAACUAUGACGUGAAAACAGCAACAACAAAUAACGACUUUUUCGUGUUCUUAGUGGGAACAAAUGACGUAGCAAAAAACGAAACGAAAGACCUAGUAAUCUCACUGAGAAGACUGCUACAUUAGCUGAGAAGUUCAGAUGUGAUCGUCUUCUCUGUUCCACAUCGACAUGACUUGCCAAUCUGGUCGUGUGUUAAUAAAGAAAUGCGAAAGGCAAAUAAACAGAUCCCAAAUAUGUGCAUGAGAUUCAAAAAUGUUACAUUUGUGGACACAAGCUGUGCAGGAAGAAGAUACACACAUCCCAUGGCUUACAUCUCAACAGACUAGGAAAGGACUUGUUAUAACACGUAUCCAAGAAAUAUUGACCAACAAAGUGAAUGUGCAGUAUUGUGCUACAGAGGCCAUCCCUCUCAAGGACAAAAAUAUCGAAUACUUGGGAGAAUCAACCAUAUGAAAUGACAGGCCGCUGCCAUCAGUCCUGCCGUGUUUCUGUUAGCAGCAACCCCAUGACAGUUCCUGUCGCGGUUACAACAUUUUGGCGAUGAGAAUUGAAGAAAAUGAACAAAGAAGAGAAGAAGACCAGAUAGGAGAGAAGGAAGAGUUAAAAGCUAUAAUCAGAGAUGUUCAGAUUGCAGAAGCUAAACAUAAAGAACAGGUUCUCAAGAGGAAGAAUGACACUAGAAAGUUUUAUAAAGAUGCUUUAGAACAAGAUAGGCAAGUGAAAGAGAAACUGCGAAAAGAUGAAGAGGAUGAAGAAAGGCUAAUGGAAAUAUGUGCAGCUGUAAGGCAAAAGAUGGCAAGACUGGGAAGAGACAGUAUAAAAGCGCUAAAGGAUGAGGCAGUAAAAAGGAGAAUUUUACUGGCUGAAAUUGUUGCAACAACACAGGAUUCCAUUCUUGCAGCAGAGCAAGAAUGCCUUAAUAGAGCAAUUGUAGAGAAAGAAGCAAGAGCAGAAGAAGCUAGAGAGAAAGAAGCUGCAUACAGGAGAAGACUUGUUGAGGAAAUUAAAGCAGCAAGGAAAGAUCUGUUAGAUAGAGAGCAAGAAUUUAAAAGAAAGGCUGAGGAAAUUAAAAAAUGGAAUUUAAUACAAAGAUACAAACAAGAUGAAAUGAACAGAAUAGCUGAACAAGAUGAGAAGAAGAAUCACAGGGAAACGUGUCAAUCAGUCCGGCGAAACUAUGAUGAACAAAUGGUGGAAUUUAAUAAUGAAAUGGAAAGGCAAAAGCAAGAAGAGCUAGACAAUUUACGAAAAGUUAAAGAAAAAUGGAAUGCUGAAGACAAAGAAUUCCUUACUUAUUCUAAAGAUGUCAUUGAAGAAUCAAGAGAAAAAAAACGGAAUCUGAUACCACUGGAGAGAGUUGUGAAGGCAUACAAAAAGAAGAAUCAACUUGUGAGUAUCCAGAGAGAUGAUCCGCUGCAAAGAUCACGUGUUCCUUUUGGACCUCGGUACACUUUUGAGCCAGAGCAAAAAACAUUUUUAAAGGAGGAGUCCAUGGUAUAGUAAAAUUUAGUCUGUUGCCAUUGACAAAUAUAAAAUAGUUGGCAUAUAUUACUUUGAAAUUUGUCCUGUUAAAUCAUUCAAAUGAAGAGUAUGUCUUCAUAGUAUUAAUAAUAAUAUUUUGUGGUAUUGUCAUUAUAUCAUUUAGUGAAACUGAUUUGUAUGCCUAUUAAACAUUUAUGAACAUAAUUUCUUUUGUAACUGAAAUAAUUUUCUUGGUGAGAUAAAUGCUAAAAGUGACGUGGCACGUCUAUGACAACAGGUUACUUGCAGAAGUUAAAAAGUAUGUGAUGGUUGGUGAAAACAGAGUUAUUUGUAGACUCAGAUGUACAUGUAAUAGUAAUUCACUGAGCAGAACACAUUGUUACAGUUAAUUCUUCAGACUUUUGAUGUAAGAAAUUGGCUUUAUUUGAGUGAGAAAAAAUAUUUUUAUUUAAUGCAUUAUUAAUUAAAGCAUGCACUGAGGCAUUUAAACAAUCAUUCUUUCUGUGUUCCAUAUGUGAAUGGAAAAAGGAAGA
This is a messenger RNA of Schistocerca serialis cubense, 2571 nucleotides long. RefSeq lists its product as uncharacterized. The coding region runs from base 1097 to 2056 and encodes 319 amino acids. NCBI's taxonomy places the organism in Eukaryota, Metazoa, Arthropoda, Insecta, Orthoptera, Acrididae. The record is from RefSeq and is a predicted model, not a curated record. The transcript is spliced from 8 exons.